CCAUGAAGAUCGCAGUACUUUGGAUUGUGGCUUUGCUUGCGUCUGUUCCUUCUAUGAUGGAUCUUCCAAAGUCAGCUCAAGUUGUUGCAUCUGAUGAUGAUACUGAUACGGGCAGGGAGAUAAGCAUUGAUUGUGGGGUAACUCAAGAAAGUGAGGACACAAAUGGAUUUCAUCACGUGGCAGAUAAUGCAGACGUUGUAGAAUCUGGAGAAAUACAUAAUAUAUCUUAUAAGGACGCACUUGAUAAUAGCCAAGAACAAGUUUGGGAACAGAUGAAAACACUAAGAAGUUUUCCAGAAGGGAAAAGGAAUUGCUACACACUCAAACCCAAGCAAGGCAAACACAACAACUAUCUCAUUAGGGCUUAUUUUUCAUAUGGAAACUAUGACAACAAAACCUCUAUUCCAUCCUUCUAUUUAUAUCUUGGCGUCAAUUUCCUGGAAGAAAUUAAGUUACAGACUGUUGAUGUAAUUCGGCGAAGAACAGUCAUUCAAAUGUCCCCAACAAACUACAUUGAUGUGUGUCUUGUAAACGUUGGUAAAGGCAUACCUUUUAUUUCGUUGUUAGAACUAUGGCCUCUGUCAAAUUCUAUAUAUAGAGCCACCUCUAGUUUGCUGCCAUUACGACUCCUCACAUGUGUUAACUUGGGUAUGUCUGAAGACCUUAAAUUUAUAAGAUAUGCAGAUGAUAUCUAUGGUAGGUCGUGGUUGAAUGCAAAGAUAAAUAACUCAGAGCGAUUCUACACAUCAGAAGCCAUAAACAGUGAUGUAAAAGAGUACAAACUACCCGAUGAAGUGUUAAGAACUGCAGUUCGAGCACUAAAUGAUUCGGCUUCCAUAUAUAUCAACUUGACGUCAAUUGGUUUUACAGCAGAUAGCGAACACUAUGUUUACCUUCAUUUCUUUGAUUUCGAGGAGCAUUCUAAGGGUCAAGUAAGAAGCAUGGAAAUCACUUUCACUGAUGCAAUCCGAGAGCCUGUAACUCUUAGAUACCAGGUUGUUUAUACCUUGGUGAAGAGAAUUCCAAAAGGUGUUCUUAUUGAUCAAACUUAA
This is a messenger RNA of Neltuma alba, 1052 nucleotides long. Its product is annotated as putative leucine-rich repeat receptor-like serine/threonine-protein kinase At2g19230. The transcript is spliced from 3 exons. Lineage: Eukaryota; Viridiplantae; Streptophyta; Magnoliopsida; Fabales; Fabaceae. Bases 3 to 1052 code for a protein of 349 amino acids. The record is from RefSeq and is a predicted model, not a curated record.